AUGUUCGCUCUCCGCCUUUGCCAGGGCGCGGUUUCCCAGCGUGCUGUUGGAAGAACACUUUACGUAUCUUCCAGGGCGUUGAACACGCAUCAAACGAGCACUCCUGCGGAGACUCGUGAGAAGCAGCGUUCUGAGGUUACGACCGCCCCCGAGAGAGAUGUUGUGACCGCCGACAUCAUUAGCGGUGCGCCAGGCGAGCUUCGUCAUCGUGCUGUGAGGAUCUUCCAGCCUACGCGUAGCACGACCCAAAGUGGAUCGGGGAAAUCGCACCGUUGGCGUAUUGAUUGGGAUGUCCUGCAAGGAGCUGGCAGGUGGGAGAAUCCCUUGAUGGGCUGGGCCAGUUCGGCGGACUACAUGCAAGGCACUCGCAUUUCUUUCAGGUCCAAAGAGGAUGCUAUCCACUUCGCGGAGAAGCAAGGUUGGGAUUACUACGUGCAACAACCCGAAGUUAAGAGGAUCCCCCCGAAGAACUACGCUGAGAAUUACCUCUACAGACCGAACAAAUUGCGUAUCAUGCGAACCAAGUAG
This is a messenger RNA of Sparassis crispa, 528 nucleotides long. Its product is annotated as NADH-ubiquinone oxidoreductase 21 kDa subunit, mitochondrial. The record is from RefSeq and is a predicted model, not a curated record. NCBI's taxonomy places the organism in Eukaryota, Fungi, Basidiomycota, Agaricomycetes, Polyporales, Sparassidaceae. The transcript is spliced from 5 exons. Gene Ontology annotation, biological process: electron transport chain. The coding region runs from base 1 to 528 and encodes 175 amino acids.